AGAAGAAAUGCAGCAUUAUUAUUGGAUCUGAAAGAGGAAGUCCAACAAAGUUGCUCUAAAUAUGGUGUUGUGAAGAAAGUGGUCGUUUAUGAUAACAACCCAGAAGGCGUAGUUACAGUAACAUUCGAAACAACGGAUUCUUCGGAUAUGGCUGUCAAAAUGCUCAACGGGAGGCUUGUAGAUGGACGAAGGCUAGAAGUGGCUCUGUGGGAUGGUAAAACGAGGUAU
This is a messenger RNA of Cooperia oncophora, 228 nucleotides long. The record is from the annotation of a GenBank genome assembly. NCBI's taxonomy places the organism in Eukaryota, Metazoa, Nematoda, Chromadorea, Rhabditida, Trichostrongylidae.